AUGCUGCUGAGAUACAGCUUCUUUGGGGCAGCAAAUUCUGUGUUUCUGAAAUGCUUUCACUUGUUUUACAGAUUUGAUGAAAAGGAGAAUGUAUCAAACUGCAUCCAGCUGAAGACUUCAGUUAUUAAAGGUAUUAAGAAUCAGCUGAUAGACCAGUUUCCUGUUAUUGAACCAUGGCUAAACCAAAUUAUGCCAAAGAAAGACCCAGUCAAAAUAGUAAGAUGUCAUGAACAUAUAGAAAUCCUCACUGUGAAUGGGGAGUUGCUGUUCUUCAGACAAAGAGAAGGGAUUUUUUAUCCGACACUAAGGUUGCUUCACAAAUACCCGUUUAUUCUACCACAUCAGCAGGUUGAUAAAGGCGCCAUUAAAUUUGUACUAAGUGGAGCUAAUAUAAUGUGCCCUGGCCUGACGUCUCCUGGAGCAAAACUUUACCCUGCUGCCGUUGAUACUGUUGUUGCAAUAAUGGCAGAGGGAAAACAACAUGCAUUAUGUGUGGGAGUAAUGAAGAUGUCAGCUGAGGACAUUGAGAAGGUCAACAAAGGGAUUGGUAUUGAAAAUAUCCAUUAUUUAAAUGAUGGCCUUUGGCAUAUGAAGACAUACAAGUGAAACAAAAGGAACUGUGUUACUCCAAAGGAAUGCACUUAGAUUAAAUGUGGACUGCUUUGUAAUUCCUUGUUUUUAAUGUGACUGAAUGUACAAACUAUUUUGUUCUGUGGCUAUGCUAAAUAAAUCAAGUGAAUGCAAAAGUACUGUUAGACUACAACAGUUUUCUAGAUUUCUUUUUAUUGCAGUUCUUUUGUUUUGUCUAAACCCCAAGUCUUUGGUGACUGAAGAUAUCUGAUGGAAAGAUCCUAUGUGGAUUGUGAGUAGAUGAUUUCAAACAAAAAGGAGGAAAAAGCCAAGAAAUGUUUACAUUUUAUGCUCUUCUAAAAGAGUAAUAUAAAGUCUAUGUGAAAUACAAUUAAUACAGUUUAUAAAACCUCUGAAACAUUUCAGAUUUUUUUUCUUCUGAUUAACAUCUUGUUAGUCUACCUGUUUCUUGAAUAUGGAGAAAUCAGGUUUUUUGACAUUUAUUUUUUAACUUAAUUUAUUAACAGCAUUAAUGUCAGUAUUUUACUUAAGGAUUUUCUCUUUUUAAUAUGCAUUUAUCUGUAUAGGAUUUAUAAACUUAAACUGGCGUGUGGACUGGAAAUUCCUUUAUGCUAGUUCAUAUCUGAAGAGUGUAUAUAUGUUCAAAUUUCUACCUGCCAAUGCUGUUUGAUAUCACUCUCCUUACAGUGGAGUUUAUAGUAAUGGUGGGCACACUCCAAAUGGAGCCUGUGCCGAUGUGGUGCCUGAUGCUCUACUCCCUGUUUGCCGCCUUAUUUUAGGAGCAGAAACAAAAUCACUGUUUAACAAAGGCAUGGUAGCAAAACAUGGUUAUCAGUGUAGCCAGGAGCAGCUUCUUCAGGUGGAACUUCAAAAGAGAUCUCGGCUUGUGCACACUGCCACAUGUAUGUACCCCUAUGAAGGGGUUAAAGAGCACUGUGUGUUUGUCUGGAUAAUCCCACUCUGUUCAGCGACUGCACACCCAAAGCUAUGCCUAUGGAAAACAGCCCGUGCCAUGGAAUCAAUUAAUAAACUAAGGAAACUUUAAGGUCUACCACUCAUAACUGUCUCUGGAAGCAUUUAUUAAUAUUUCAAGCUAACACUUGUAUUUUAUAAUGGCAGAAUGUAGUUUUGUAUGCAAGUGCCCUGUCUUGGUGCUGUUCUGCAUGUUUGGUUUUCCCCACCCUGGAGCUUUACAGAAGAUGGUGGCAGAGGUGCUCUCCAUACUAAAGAUGGUUCUAAAGUCUAAGACAUGGGAA
Messenger RNA from Egretta garzetta (little egret), 1847 nucleotides. RefSeq names its product MCTS1 re-initiation and release factor (gene MCTS1). The transcript has 5 exons. Gene Ontology annotation, biological process: formation of translation preinitiation complex. Gene Ontology annotation, molecular function: RNA binding. The record is from RefSeq and is a predicted model, not a curated record. The coding region runs from base 1 to 606 and encodes 201 amino acids. Lineage: Eukaryota; Metazoa; Chordata; Aves; Pelecaniformes; Ardeidae.